Messenger RNA from Dermacentor andersoni, 3438 nucleotides. RefSeq lists its product as uncharacterized. Lineage: Eukaryota; Metazoa; Arthropoda; Arachnida; Ixodida; Ixodidae. The record is from RefSeq and is a predicted model, not a curated record.
CAUCAUCAUCAUCAUAAUCCUUAGACAGCGCUGCGAACCAUUAGACACCCAUCACAAAAUUUGCUCGCUCGGCUCCUCGGCGUCUCCGGCCCCCAAUUGCGAGGGUCCAAGCCCGACGCUGUCUUCGUGGAACCCCAUCUAGAAGACGUAGGAGUCCGCAGCGUCAGCAACCAUGAGUCAAGGCAGACCGGGCCCGGCGCCGCGACGUGGCUCCGACAUGGUGGUACUGGUAAGCGCGUCGCACACAAGGAUGUGCGGCCCGGCGGCUGCCGUUGAACACGAGCGACAAGCGAGCGCGGCAGCCAUUGAGGCACCAACUUCGUCACGUCGGAGGUCGUCGUACGUCGUGGCACAGCAACCGCAGAACGCUGUGGUGACUGAAGAGACCAACGGGCAGGACUUCGAAUGUAACGUCGGCGUUGCCUUCGAGGAAGAAAGCCGGACGCCGAUCGUUCGCCUCGUUCACCAUGGGCCCAGGGCGUACGUGGAAAUGAUCGACCGUGAGGCUCAUUCCAACAGACACUCGUCGUCGCCGCAGCCACCCAUGGUGGUGAGCCGUUCACCGUCACCACUAAGCCGGACAUCUUCUCCAUUCAGUCGUCCCCCAACGCCCAUUGCACGCCCUUCGUCUCCGAAAUUCAGAGCCAUGUCACCAAUGCAGGUGGCCAGGCUGUCCUCGUACAGGGCGGCCAAUACCAGCAACGUUGGAAGUCCGAUGUCACCACGGUUCCCGCAGCCGGCACUUGACUCCCGGUGCAUCGGCCACAAGCGGAGCCGUUCGGGUUCGUGGCCCUUCCCGAGGUCGGCGCCCUCGUCAAGGCCCCAAUCGGGCACAGCGCUGCUCAAGAUCGUCGAGGACUGCAUGCUCUGUGCCAAGAAGAGCAAGAUGCUCGACGAACAGCGCGCAGCUCUUGCCGCGAGUCCGAACGACCUGCAGAGACGAAGGGAGGUCACCGAUAUCGUGCCCUCUGCGUGUCCGGCGCCCCCGGUCGGAUCGUCGGCGACAGCCGCAAUCGUAGCCGCAGCAGCAUCAGCCGCCGGCAUUCAACUGGAAGCCAACGGCAACGAAAUCGAACCCUGCCUGGACUGCCUGGAGGAGUUUGUGCGCCGCAAGCGAGUCGAGAAAGGCGAAGCUGGGAUCACUUCUGCGGAGCGGCUGUGCGAAUUGAAGGGGAAAGCGGGGCAAUUCCAGCGCGCCUCGUCGCCCCUGGCUUCCUCCGAGAGGAAGGAGGUUUUGAAGGCGACGACCGUCAGCAGUCGCGUGUCCACUACAGAUAUUGCCGUGAGCAAGCGUCCUGGCUCUCGAAACGCGCCCGCAGGUGGCGCCACUGACGGCGUCUCCUCAGCCUGCACUGGUCAAACCUCAUCGUCCAUCCAUCAGGGCCCCGCGUCCAGUUCCCCGCAGUCGCCGUCGCCCUAUCGCUGUCCCGUAUGCAACGCCUGCAAGUGCUGUGGCUCUAUCCCGCCGAACUGCAAGACCUAGAGUAGCCGAAAAAUUGCAAGCAGUAAAGAAAGCGAUGCGUUGCACAAAAUCUAUGCAUAGAUGGGCCACAAUUCAUCAAGAAUUCACUUUUUUACUGCCGUCGUCUUUUCAACAAUACGGUUCGAGUUGUGCUAAAAAAAAAUUGCACACUCAGCAGCAGAAUCGAAAAAAGGAAUCGGUUAUACAAUACCGCACGCGACCCAAGAGAAAUGUAAACACCUGCGAUCAGGCUUGUGACUAAAACCUCGGUGUAGACAACCAGGAAGUCCUCUUCAUUGCAUAGAAGUGUGCGUGAACCGACUACUAGAGAAAGAAAUUUUCGAUACUGUUACGCCUUUUUAAUUAAAUUUAGGAUGCGGAAGAUAGAACGAAAAGUGGAGAAAAAAUGGCGUCUGAGCUCCCACUUGCGGACGACUUUGCGAUUACCUGCGUGCUGCCGUCCUCAUUGAGAACCCGUAUGUGCGAAAGUGAAUAAAACAAAACAAAAAACAAAACCUGCAGAAACCGAGAAACUGUAUCACGCUAAUGAAAAAAAAGCACUUUCUUGGCUCAUCUAGUUCUAUGUCCCUUGUUAUUUUGGCGGAACUACUGAGUUACAAAUAUGGCAGGAUAUAAUAUGGCCACCAAAAAAGGAGGAAUACCACCACUGCAAAUUAGAGAGAAUGGGCAUGUACUUGAAAUGUCAAUGUUUACUUUAGUAGUACAGUGCGUGAGAAAAGUCGAAAUACAACUUAGUUAAUUUCACUUUAGAAACACUACAAACAAGCUCAGAGUGUGCUUCUUUACUACAGAACCUACGACUAAAGCGUACAGCAUCCAUUUGGGCGUGAGAAUGUUAGCAGCGUACCAAAUUUCUGAACCAGCGCAGCACAGAUGCGAAACAUCCCAUUUCUAGGUGGAGCAAAAAAAAAAGUGCAGUACUUAAUCCCGCCUAACGUUAUUGUAGUGGAGCCUGAAGUGCUGUGUUGGUGAAGGACGACUACAACUGAAGAGAACAAGAUGGAGGUGAACUUGUACUGCCUGGAAGAGCCGCAGAAGUGUUCGUAGAUGGAUCAGCUCUGAGCAGCCAGCAUAAAUAGCCCUUCGCCGUUGAAUUAAGUGGGGAUGUGACAAAGCACUAGGCGCUAACCCUUUUUUUUUUCUUGCCACGAGAAACAGUUGCACUCGAUAUUUUCACAAACCAUCACACGGUAAUGCACGUAAUAAUAAAGCCAUCGACAUGCAACAAUUCUUAUUCUACAAUUCUUGCUCAGAUUGGGUCCUGCAAUAUGAGUCAGUGACAUCUGCGCAUUCGUCAAUGGCGCUGUAUAUGUCCUGCUGGUGAUGAAAAUUGGUUGUACGUGUUUUUUUUUUUUUUUUUCAGGAGACGAAGUGUUCUUUUUUUAUCGGACGAUGCAUUGUAAAAGAAGAAAAGCGGUUGCUGGCAAGGCACUCUCCCCCCCCCCCCCCAAAAAAAAAAAAAAAGAGAGAAGAAAGGACAUUCACAGAGCAAAUAAGAGCGAAACUAAAGUGCUUGGUGUCCGGGUCUCCUGAGGGCCCCAAAACUAUUCGCGACGCGACAGGAACGAGGCUCUAAACUCUGCAGUGCUUGGCGAACUGCGUUCUUAUGCGAUGAAAAAAAAAAUAAAAGACGUCGUUCUCGAACUCUACAGCUCCAACCAAAAAAAAUUAUAGUUUCUUUAUUUUAAGCACGCUGUAAAGCCAUCCGUGAUAAUAAAACAAUUGUCACGAGAAAGCCUGCAGUCAAGCGAAUUUAUCUAUUUUCUUACGUGAGAAACGCAGGAACGGGCUCAAUAAGCAAACUGCAAGACAAACUUCAAAAACACUUGAUGCCUUUAGGACAGUGACAGUGACAAGAACUUUAUUAAGAGUGUCCUGAGGAACGUGAUUGGGGGAACCGAAGGUUCCCCGAUCAAGUUGGUGGCUCCGCCCACGACGGGACAGGGAGAUGGUGA